AUUCACUCACUGAGUAAAUCAUGACUAGGAAGAUGUUAGUUGAUGAAGAAAUGGACCAAACCAAUCAAGAGGAGGCUCAUUAUGAUUUCGACUUGUUUGUUAUCGGUGCCGGAAGCGGUGGCGUUCGUGCUGCCAGAUUCUCCGCUAACUUUGGAGCUAAGGUUGGGAUUUGCGAGCUCCCGUUUCAUCCAAUCAGUUCAGAAGUCAUUGGAGGAGUUGUGGGACGUAAGUGUGUUAUUCGUGGUUGUGUUCCCAAAAAGAUUUUGGUCUAUGGAGCAGCAUUUGGAGGUGAACUUGAGUUUAUUUCAGGAAGGUUACCAAACUCAAAGAAGUUGAAUUUGGAAGCUGUAGGCGUUGAACUUGAUAACACUGGAGCUGUGAAGGUGGAUGAGUACUCACGCACUAACAUCCCCAGUAUCUGGGCUGUUGGUGAUAUUACAAAUCGGAUGAACCUGACUCCAGUAGCCUUAAUGGAAGGAACUUGCUUUGCGAAAACUGUUUUUGGUGGGGAAUCCAGCAAACCAGACUACACCAAUAUACCUUGUGCGGUUUUUAGCAUCCCUCCACUUUCUGUUGUUGGUCUCAGUGAAGAGCAGGCAAUUGAACAAGCAAAUAGCGAUAUUCUGGUUUUCACAUCAACCUUCAAUCCAAUGAAGAAUACCAUAUCUGGACGGCAAGAAAAGACAGUCAUGAAGUUAGUCGUUGAUCAGGAGACUGAUAAGGUACUCGGGGCAUCUAUGUGUGGGCCAGAUGCACCUGAAAUUAUGCAGGGCAUUGCUGUUGCACUAAAGUGUGGAGCGACUAAGGCACAAUUUGACAGCACGGUGGGGAUUCAUCCUUCGGCCGCCGAGGAGUUUGUGACGAUGCGGUCGGUCUGUUUCAAGGCGCAUCACUGUUAG
Messenger RNA from Hibiscus syriacus, 899 nucleotides. RefSeq names its product glutathione reductase, cytosolic-like. Gene Ontology annotation, biological process: cellular response to oxidative stress; cell redox homeostasis; glutathione metabolic process. Gene Ontology annotation, molecular function: flavin adenine dinucleotide binding; glutathione-disulfide reductase (NADPH) activity. Lineage: Eukaryota; Viridiplantae; Streptophyta; Magnoliopsida; Malvales; Malvaceae. Bases 21 to 899 code for a protein of 292 amino acids. The transcript has 11 exons. Gene Ontology annotation, cellular component: mitochondrion; cytosol. The record is from RefSeq and is a predicted model, not a curated record.